UGGGUUGUUGCGUGCUGGGGCUGGGACUGGGUUGCUGUGUGCGGGGGCUGGGACUUGGCUGGCGUAUAGUGGAGGUGGAUGGUAGUGUUGAUAUGAGCUUUUGCGUCUUGUUUGCCCAUAACAUCGCCAGGGCAUUUAUUGUGAUGGCGGUGGGUGCAUCGUCGAGCGCGGCAUCGGCGUCGGAUAUGGGCGACGCCUAUAUGGAUUGUGACUAUAAUGAUCGUUAUCCAGGUGAGCCGAAGCGGCCAUCUGAUCAUGAAAUGUUAGAGGCGUGUGGUGAGCACAUUAAGGAUGACUCUGGUGUGAGAUGGUCGGUCGAUGAGUUGCUGCAAUUGCUGUACAUGAAGCAGCAGGAGGUUUACGCGAUGAGGCGGCUGCUGGAGCAGCAGCAAAAGGGUCACGAGGAGGCGGUGACAAGGAUGUUUCAGAAGAUGAAAUUGGACCCGUGUGGGGGGGCAGAAGCUGGGGAAAAGGCGAAGGGGGGGGAGAGGCGGGCGACAAAGAAGAGGGGUGCAGAGACGUCGGUGGAGGAGCUGAGGGAAGAAGUAGGCGUGGGUGAGGAUGGGGGGCCCCCGAUGGAAGGUACGCUGGGGUUGUUUGCAGUGUUCGCGCUUAAUGUAGAUGACACGUUGUUCGAUAAUAUGGUGUUUUGGAGGGAGAGGGCUGUCAGGCUGGAUGUCCAGGUACGAAAAUUGUUGACGAUAUCCGACGUCCGCGGGGACAUGUGCAUGUUGUCGACCUCGUUGUUCAAGGCUCCUAAGGCUAAGGAUCUUCGGGAGAUUGAUAAGUCAGAUGCACUGUCCGCCAUGAGGUGCUUGGAGUGGCUGGCAGAAACGUUUCUUCAGCGAGCGAUUAUGGCAGAGGUCCAAAUAGCGUUGAACUUCCCCUUAACGAAGGUGCAGGAGCAGAGCUCUAUCGACUGUUUGUUUAAUUUGUUGGUGCGGUCGAUGCGUGGCCGCGAGCAUUUGGCUAAUAUGAUUUUGGCACAGCAAUCCGUGUCGGCGGAUUACACAUUGACGCUGCAGCAGGCAGCGGACUUGGGGCGGUUAAAAAGUGUGAUGGGUCGAUGUCUUAUGGUUUCAGGACGGGAUCGUGCUGCCAGUGACGGUGAGAGGAGGGAGAUUCAAACGCUGAUUAUAGAGCUCCUGUUGCUCCAAAAAUCUCAUGAGAAGCUGCAAAAGGAGUAUAACUAUUUGCAUGUGCUCAGGUGCUUAGAGCGACGCUCACACUGUCCGAAGUGUGGGUGCUGUUUGGAUGAGAGCAAGGGGGGUGGUUUGGCUGAGAGGAGACUGAGGGACGAGAAGAUCCGAAAGCGGAUCUUGGAGCUGAACAAUGAGGAGGGGUACGGUGGGGCAGCGGUGAGGGCCGGGGGGAUGCAGGGCAUCUCAUUCGACUCCAGAUUUAGGGGUAGGGGUGUGAGAAAUGCCUUGCGUGAGUACAGAAAGUCUAUAGUGGAGACGGGUGCAAGGCUACGCAACUUCGAUACCGAGCUGAGGGAGUUUGUGUGGGAUUUCACCGCGGGGUUGGAGCUGGCGGCGGAGGUGGAGGCGGACGAUGAGAUGCCUCCGUUGGUGGACGUGCCGUUUGAUGGGGAGGACGAGCGCCUUGACGAGUAUUAUGUGUUUGUGAGGGGGGGAGGAUUGGUGGACGGGAUUGUCUGGAGGUGGCGUUGUGAGACGGUGACGAUGGACGGGGGCCGUAGCCGGUGUAUUGAGUGGUUGGGGCUCGGGCCGUGGGUGCUAGGGGUGAGUGCGUGGGUGAUGCGGUUAGGUCCGUGUUUGCUUGGAUUGGGUAACUGGGUGGUCCGCUGGCUGGAUGGAGUUGCUGCGUGCUGGGAAUCGGUUGGUGGGUGUUGGGACUCGGUUGCUGCGUGUUGGGACUCAACUCGGUUGCUGCGUGCUGGGACUCGGUUGCUGCGUGCUGCGACUCCGUUGCUGCGUGCUGCGGGUGGGUUGCUGCGUGCUGGGACUCGGUUGCUGUGUGCUGGGACUCGGUUGCUGCAUGGUGGGAGUUGGUUGUUGUCUGCUGGGGCUCGGUUUUGUGUGCUGGGGCUCGGUUGCUGCGUGCUGGGGCUCGGUUUGCUGCGUGCUGGGGCUCGGUUGCUGCGUGCUGGGGCUCGGUUGCUGCGUGCUGGGGCCCGGUUGCCGCGUGCUGGGGUUGGGUUGCUGCGUGCUGGGACUCGGUUGCUGCGUCCUGGGACUCGGUUGCUGCGUCCUGGGACUCGGUUGCUGCGUGCAGGGACUCGGUUGCUGCGCCGGGACUCGGUUGCUGCGUGCCGGGACUCGGUUGCUGCGUGCCGGGACUCGGUUGCUGCGUCCUGGGACUCGGUUGCUGCAUGCCGGGACUCGGUUGUUGCGUCCUGGGACUCGGUGGCUGCGUCCUGGUCGUGCGAUGAUAUCUCGCACGCUCCGCACGUGUUUCCGGACCACCUUCGAUUACGGAGCGGUUCGUGCAAUGAUAGUGUAGAUGCACGUGCGCAAGCCACUGGGGGCUUAGGGACGACGGUCCACGAUAUCCCGGAGGCGGGAGAUUUGGUUGGGGUGGAAGGUGCGCACGGCGGUCGAUGGACUGCUGUGGGCAAUGGUCAUUCCCGUGAGUCGGAGUCUUUGCCCUUCGAUGCAUCUGCGGCUGCGAAUUUCCUGSCACAGGGUGGGUACGGGGUAGCUGGUCGUUCAACGGCACGUUCACGGGUCAAUGCACAGACGUCGACGUUCACUACGCCUAGCUGCGGUCUUCAAGGCAUUGCGCCGCGAAGUGGUGAUCUUUCACCGCAGCCCGUGGCGGAACCCUUCUCCGCGCAUGUUUCUGAAAGACUUGGGGUUUGGGCCGGGAAGCCGAAGAGGAGACGGUGUGAAAUGCCGGUUACGGCGCCCUCUGGGGACGGUCGUAACAGAAUGGAUCGUACAGGGGCGCGAGCUUCGGUUGCACCGAAUCCCGUUGAUGCGAUGGAGCGUCGUACGUGGGCCGGACAGGAGGACAGCGGGGCGCCGUGCCUGAAGAGCGGAGGCGCAGCGAUGAGUUUGGUGGUCGCCACGGUUGGCUCGAGGGGGGGUCUCUCGGGGCUGUGGUUCCUCCGGGUUGCUCGGUGUCGUGCCCCGGUACAGCUUCCACUGGAAGUGGAGCGGGAGCCCUCGUGUGUGCUGCAAAGUGUGCGAGGUGCUUGCUCUACGGCUCGCAGCUCCGACCGACUCGAUGCGGAGGGGCGGUUUGCGGCUGCGGAAGCCGGGGUGGGCGGGGGGUUGUCCCGACCCCUCCGGAAGCGCAAUGCGGGAUUGUCACGACGACAGCGCAGUCUUAUAUCUCAGCUGGCCAGAGUGAUUCCGCCGGCUUCUGCGUGCGUCGUCCGGAGUUCGGCCGAUGGUCCCGUGGGUGGUGACAACACGGGUCGGUCGGUUGUGCGGGGGUCGGCAUCGAGCGUGGCGAUUGCGCGAGCGGCUUGUCGGUUGAGAGUGUCGAGGCGAGGGAAGCGCAGGGCGUCGGCACGUGCCGGGGGCAGCAGCGGCGAGCCCCUGAGGUUUCUCGAUGCGCCUGCGGAUUGCCAUAGUCGGGGAGAGGGAAGGCGGAGGGGGGACGGGAACGUUGGGGUUGGAAGCGAGGUGGGUGUAUCGGAAAGAGCAUUGGGACGCUCGAGCGCGCAGGUGUGCGCUUUCGACCGCAGCUCCGAGCGGUUCGAUGCGGAGGGGCGGUUUGCGGCUGCGGAAGCCAGGGUGGGCGGGGGGUUGUCUGGACCUCUCCGGAAGCGCAAUGGGGGAUUGUCACGACGACAGCGCGCUCUUAUAUCUCAGCUGGCCAGAGUGAUUCCGCCGGCUUCUGCGUGCGUCGUGCGGAGUUCGGCCGAUGUUCCCGUGGGUGGUGACAGCACGGGUCGGUCGGUUGGGCGGGGGUCGACAUCGAGCAUGGCCAUUGCACGCGCGGCUCGUCGGUUGAGAGUGUCGAGGCGAUGGAAGCGCAGGGCGUUGGCACGGGCCGGGGGCAGCAGCGGCGAGCCCCUGAGGUCUCUCGAUGUGCCUGCGGGUUGCCAUAGUCGGGGAGAGGGAAAGCGGAGGGGGCACGGGAACGUUGGGGUUGGAAGCGAGGUCGGUGUAUCAGAAAGAGCAUUGCGGCGCUCGAGUGCACAGAUCUUUCGGAACGAGGGCACGUUGGAUGCGUACAGUCUCGGGGAACGUUCGCCUUGCGCGCAUUGCGGGGCUCUGCUUUGGCCGCAUGAACAUGUGUGGAAAACGAUUUGUUGUAAAGGAGGCAGGAUGAAGUGCCAAUUGUGGGAGAUGCCGGAGGAAGGAAGUGCGGCGCACUCGGUGCUGUCGCUAUGGACAGAGGACUCUCGCGAGGGCAGGCUUUUGAGGGCGAAUUCGCGUAGGUUCAACAACGCGUUGUGCCUCGUGUCUGCGCAUAUGAGGAAAGCGGAGCAGGGAUUGCGAGGAUUCGAAGGGCAGUUGAAGAUCCAAGGGCCUGUGCACCAUUGUCUUGGGCCGUUGGAGCCGGGGCUCGGCGAAAGGCCACAUUGGCCCGACCCUUCGAAAGGCAACCCCGAAAGCAUGACCGCGAGACAAUUCUAUGCCCUCCAUUUGCAUGAGAGGUGUGGGGAGCGUACCACCCUGCUUUGCGCGAAGCGAUUGCUUCAGGAGUACUGCUGCAUGGCAUACGCCAAGGUCGAGACUCGUCACUUGAACUACUUGGAGUUUAACCAGGAGAAAAUGCGAUGCGAACGGUACAAGGAACUGCGGAGAGCUGUGCACGAGAAUGAACAUGGCGACGGUGUGGGGACGAAGGUCUUUUUGCCUUCGACGUUCACUAGCGGGCCCCGUUACAUGGCCGAGAAGUAUUACGAUGCCAUGGCCGUUGUUCAAAAGCUCGUGAGACCCGAUCUGUUCAUUACAAUGACUUCCAACAGCAACUGGCCUGAAAUCUUGGAUGCGCUGCUGCCGGGUCAGGUUCCCAUCGACAGGCCGCACCUGUUGGCGCGUGUGUUUCGCGGUCACCUGAAGCAGCUGAUACAUGAAAUAAAGGACAAGCGCGUGUUUGGAGCGGUGAGCGCGAUCUUUUACACCGUCGAGUUCCAAAAACGGGGUCUUCCUCAUGCACACAUUCUGGUGAUAUUGGAUAGAGGCCAAAAACUGUCCAAUCCGGAUGCGGUGGACGAAGUCAUAUCCGCCGAGAUACCGCCGGACGGAGAGCUUCGCGAGAGGGUGUCGAAGUUCAUGAUCCAUCAGACGUGUGGCGUUGGGAAGCCGUCCGCCGCCUGCACGACAAACAAACGCUGCACAAAACACUUCCCGAAACCGUUUGCGCGAAAAACUACCUUCCAGGCGGGGAAAGGGUAUCCUGUUUACAGACGGUCCUCCACGGAUGAAGGGGGUUGCACGCUUUGCGAUGCCGGCAUGGUGUACGACAAUGGUCGAGUCGUGCCAUAUAACGGAUACCUGCUACUGCGUUUCAACUCGCACAUUAAUGUCGAGUCGUGCGCUAACGUGCUCGCUUGCAAGUAUCUGUACAAGUACAUUUUGAAAGGGAACGACCGGGUUAUGGUUGCGGAGUUGGAGAGACAGCACGCGCGCAACGAAAUUCGUAAGUACCGGGACUUGCAUUGCUUUGGCGCGAGCGAGGCUUGCUGGCGGAUAUUCGGAUUCCCCGUAACCCAACAGUGGCCACCCGUCGAAAGGUUGGCCUUUCACUUGGAGGGCGACGAGACUGUCGUGUUUGAAGAAGGCGGCGAGGAGGCUGCAGUCGACGUCAGAGCGGGUCGCACAAAGUUCACUGCGUGGAUGGAGCGGAACGAGGAGCUUCGACGCUCUGGCUGCGAUCGUUUUCCGCUGUAUUCCGAUAACACGGAAACCCACACGUGGCACAAGCCUGAGAAGCGGUGGAAAUUGCGGCGCUCGGGUGGUAGAUUCGGAGCCUUUCCUAAGACCGGCCGGCUGCAGCGUGCGUGCCCGACUCAGGGGGACCUCUUCUACUUGCGCAUACUCCUCGGGCAUGAACAUUCUCGUGGUGCAACGUCUUUCGCUGCCCUGAGAACGGUGGAGCAGCCGGAGUUGGGCACGUUUCGAGAAGUUUGCCAGUGCCUCCAUCUUCUUGACGACGACUCGGAGUACGACAAGGAUAUGGAAACGGCGGCUCUUCAUUACAUGCCGCACCAGAUCAGGCAAGUGUUCGCGAUGCUGCUUGCGUACGGCCCGCUAUUGGACAUGAAAAUGAGUAUGGGAAGAGUUGGUUUGGCAUUCCCCGACCCAGAGGCGCAGCGCGUUGCUGAGGAGCUGCGCGCUCGGAUUCUCCUCGAGGGCUUGCCCGAGCUGAUCCGAGAGGAGCUAAUGUAUGACAGGGCGGAUAUGGAGAGGCAGUGGGCAGCAAACUACCCUUUGCUUCGCCCUUCGCAAAAAGAGCUGGUCGAUGGCGUUAUGUCUGCUGUGCUCAAUAGGAGUCCCCUGUGCGUUUUCGUCGAUGCUCCUGCCGGAACAGGAAAGACCUUUUGCAUUAACACGAUAUUUGCUGGCGUUCGUCGGCACGAAAACUGCAUCGCUUUGGCGGUCGCGUCCAGCGGAAUAGCGUCGCUUCUGCUUCCCGGCGGAAGAACAUUCUACUCGCGGUUUCAGGCGCCUCUUCAACCGGAUGCUAAGAAACCUUUUCCGAUUCGAAGACAGAGCGAACUUGCACGGCUGAUAAGAAUGUGCAGCCUUAUAGUGUGGGACGAGGCCGCGAUGACGCACCGGGCGCAGUUGGAAGCUCUCGACCUCACCUUGCAAGAUAUCUGUCAAUCGGACGAGCCCUUUGGUGGUAAGGUGCUGUUGCUGGCAGGCAACUUCAGGCAAGUUUUGCCGGUGGUGAGGAGGGGCAGUCGGGCUGAGCAAAUCAUGGCUUCCAUAAAAUCGUCGCCGUUGUGGGCACGCUUCAAGACGCACAGGCUGGACGAGAACAUGAGGGUUCUGCGCCGUGGUGAUGAUGAGGUCGCAAGAAAGUUCGCUGCUUUCCUGCUGCGUGUGGGUGACGGGGAGCACGACGUCGUGGACCCCGCGGAUCCCGAGACGAUCGAGUUGCCACCGGAGAUAUGCAUGGAUCUGGAUCUUGCUGCUCUCAUCGACUGGACGUUUCCUGACCUCGGUCGGCAUCUUCACGACCCCGACUACCUCACCGGCAGGUUUCUGGACAUCGUGUACAUGUCAGUCGACAGCGCGCCUACGGACUCCUACGGUUUGAAUGUUCCGGUUGAGUACCUCAACAACUUGAAUUGCUUGGGCUUGCCACCGCACGCGCUGCGGCUGAAGGAGGGGGUUCCGGUUAUGUUGCUGAGAAACAUCUGUGUGCACAUGGGCAUGUGCAACGACACUCGGCUGAUCGUGAACAAGUCAGUGUCUAAACGGCUCAUCCAAGCCACGAUUCUGCCCACCCGCAAGAUCGCGGUGAUACCUCGGUUGACUCUGGACUCCGACGACUCGGCCGGCUUCCUGUGGAAGAGGCGACAAUUCGCCUUGCGUGCUGCGUUUGCGAUCACGAUUAACAAGUCCCAGGGUCAGAGUGUGUCGAGGGCCGGUUUGUAUCUUGAGAAACCUGUGUUCGGUCAUGGUCAGCUCUACGUUGGUCUAUCGCGUGCGGGGCAUCUGGAUGACAUUCGUGUUGCGCUGCCUGGGGGUUCCACGAGAACGAAGAACGUCGUUUUCAAAGAGCUGCUGGCCAAUCGCUCCCUCCUUGAAUGCGCUGUUUGUACUGAUGAUGGUGAAUUCCUUGAGUACGAUUACGACGAAGUGCCGGCGACGCUUGAGCCGGCCUCUGAGCCUGAACGCUGCAGUGCGGCGCGGGCCGAACCGGUGCAGGCGAGGGGCCCACUGGCUAUCCACACUCUGGCCGGUGUGCUUCUGCUGGAUAUAUACGAGGCAGGUGUGCAGCUAGGGGAUUUAUCGGGGGAUGAGUCAGACGAUUCCCUAAAGGGGGAGCGAUCGUCGCCGAUCCGAUUUGGUUUUGGAUGGGAUGGAGCGCCUGCCGGUUGUGCCGGCCAGUCGGCUCCAUGCGAUGUGUCGGCAGGCAGGUCAGUGCAGCCCUCCACCGCUCCGGUGGCCGCUGCCGGCACAAGUGCUGGUACGGGGGGUGCGGACCGGGUGAGUAACGAGAUGUGCGAAAUCGAUGACGAGAAGGCCAACUUAGGAACGCAGGUUACGCCGUGUAGAAAGCGCGUACAAAUGUGCCAGCCGGACGGGGCUUCGGCGUUUGUUACCUACGUGCGACCUUCGCCUCCGGUUGUGCAUGGUCGACGUCCGGCUUUGCAACGAUUUGAAUCUGCUCCGGCAUGCCAACAUUUCGAGCCGGCGUCAGCGUUUGCAAUCCGGCCAUGCGAGGUCGUCGUAGGGCCCAGUUUGAAGUCGGACGUUGCGCGUACACCCGAGCAUUCGUCCUCGCUUGCGGCGACACAAGCAACUCACUCCGAGCACUCCGAAGGUAUAGUGACGGGCGCGGCAUGCGGACAUUUCGAGCCGGCGUCAGCGUUUGCAAUCCAGCCACGCGAGGUCGUUGUAGGGCCCAGCUUGACAUCGGACGUUGCGAGAACACCCGACCAUUCGUCCUUGCUUGCGGCGAGACAAGCAAUUCACUCUCAGCACUCCGAAGGUAUAGUCACGGGCCCGGAGAUCAUACCAUCGUACGGCCGCAAUGGUUUUCGGCCGGGUACGAAAUUGGUUUAUCAGGAGAUCAGGCACCACGAUCCGCCUAUCUGGUUGGAUAGGGAAGGCACUGUUGCUCUUGACCGGAAGACGCAGAGGAUAGUCGAGUCUUGGACGGACAUUCUUGACAGGGUGGGUAGGAGACGGAUUCUGAACUGGAUGCUCUUCGUGCUGUUCUUGGAUGGAGAGCGGGUUGAGCUUACGGAACACAUUUGGCUAGACUUUUUGCUUGCGAGAGGCAGGAUCGAGCGCAGGUUUGUCUCGCGUCGUCGUGAAUUAGUGUGCGAUAACGGAUCGCUGCAGGACUCGCAUGAGCUUAUCCAGGCCAUCCUCCGGCAUGAACAUGUCACGAGGGCUGGAUUUGUCGUUCGGACUCUUUGUGAAAGAUUCGCAAAAGUUCACGACGAUUACGUGCCGUUUGAGAUCUAUCGGUACGCUAGACUGGAUGAAAUUGCUUCGCGUCUGCCCGAGACGCCCAGCACUGGAGAUGUGAUGGGCGAUAAACAUGCAGCGCAGCUUGUGAGGCAACUGCGCACUCUCAGCGAGAGUCUCGGUGUGGAGGUCGAGAUUUCUGCAUUGGGAGGGAAACAUGUUGAAUCAGCAGGUGCCAUUCUCAUUGGGGACAACUCUGGAAUAAGUUCUAUUGGCCUAAUGGAGGCUCUGCCGCACGUGAUACCGAGCUUGAGGUUGCAGUGGUCGGUGCGGAAGAUCAUCGAGAAAUCCCCGCCGGAUGUGGUGGUACUGAUGGAUUAUCCGGGAGUGAACAUUCCUUUUGGGAAAUACUUGCGCAAGAACUUUCCAGAUUGCAGGAUAAUUUACUAUAUUCCUCCCAACGAGUGGAUGGCCACUGACGUGAGGACAGCCGAUAUCUGCGCAAUGAGCGACGCAAUCCUGGCCGUCUAUCCUGGAGAGGUCAGUUACUGUAGGUGUCACUGUAGCGACAACCCCGUCAAGCUCGAGUCAGACCCUGAAGUAGCAGUAGAAGAGGCCCAAAUUGCUGAGAAGUUGAGGGAGCAGAGAGAAAGGAAGGAGGCAAAGAAGAAGCAAAAGGAGGAGGAUUUGAAAAAGAAGUUAGAAGAAGAGAAAAUAAAAAUGGAGGAAGAAAUGAAGAGGAAGGAGGAGGAAAUGAAAAAACAAAUGGAGGCGGAAGAAGAAGAAGAAGAAGAAGAAGAAGAAGAAGAAAGUUUGGUGAGAAGAGAAAAGGGUGACGGUGCAGAAAGUGGCCAGGCGAGUCACUUACAAAUCCACCAAGGCGGCGAGGGGGAAUGGAUGGAGAGAUUUGGGUUCCGCACUGAAAUGCCCGAUGAGGCCGAGCCUGAGGAGAGAGGGUUAUUAAUUGCAGAGAGGGAUAACCUCCUCCAUCAGUGGUUGUUAAGUCAAAAGAGGCGGGAGUUUGAAGAAAAGAAAAAGUUGAGGGAGGAGGGAGAAGCGCUCCAGCGAAGGUUGAAAGAGCAGAGGGGCAAGGAGACUGACACAAAGGAGGCUUUGAUGCUCGUGACCGACGCCCUGCUGCACACCGCCCAAGAACUGACCGCCCUGCAGAAGACCGUAGGGAAAUUGGAACGACACCAAGAAAAAAUUAAGGAUACGUGGAACGAUUUCCUCUGCGCAUCCACUCACCGGAUUGACGAUAGGACCGCCAAUUAUGCUCAGCAGUUAGAAGACAUCUUCACCAACAAGCUUGUGAACACCAUCGCAGCAGUAAAGAUAGGCGGCGGUGGUGGAGGAGGAGAUGGUGGAGAUCCGGGAGAUGAUGGAAAAGGAGGAGGAAAUCGAAAAGGAGAUGUGAACCGAAAGGGGAAUGAACAGCGAACUGAAGGAGGAGAAAGGAGGGAGAAGAUGAAGGUUAAGGUCCCGUGGACCUACAACGGGAAGAAAGAAGAGAACUUUCUGUGUUGGCAGGCAGCAAUGGACACAUACCUGUAUGCGCAGUUAAUCCCUUACCACGACCGUGUGUUGAUGGCCAGUUCAUGUCUUGGAGGGGACGCUACCAACUUCGCCUUAUCCUUGAUGAAGGCAGCGGGUUGCUCGUCGAUGGUAGAGUAUUCCCAACGCAACCGCAUAGAGGACUUUAUGAAAGCUCUCAAGGAAAGGUUCGAGGACAAGAACCUGGCCCRACGUACAGAGUACCUGAUUCUCAACAUCGGUAAUCGCAGGUGGAAGAGUGUGUCCGCUUUGAAGUCCACAAUGGACGAACUGCUGCAGUGUCCCGAGCACGGGUUGACUCCCACGCAGAUUCUGAACAACUUCGYAARGGCRCUUCCCGAUCCUCUGAAGUCCCAAUUGUACGCCCAGASAAAGGAAGAGGGCAUGRCGUAUGAAAAGUUCAGCAAGAUUGCUGUAGACCAGGCCGAUUUCCUUCAAGAAGCAAAUUAUUGUCAUUAUCGGAAGGAUUUGCAGAAAGGGAACCGAUGGAAGAACAAGACCAUAUCCGGUAACAUCGAGGGGAAGGACGGGCUUCUAGUUACAUUUGAGGAGGGGGGAGUGGAGGCUCUACCCUACGAAAACAUAGAUUACGGAUUGGAAGACCUGGACAGCAACCAAUUAGCCCAGGGAGGGGACUAUGCGGUUGUUGCAGCCCGCGGGGGAGGGCGACAAGGAGGUAGAGGAGGCCGAGAGUGGGGAGAAUCAACCAUGGCAGAUGUCAAGAUGGGUGAGCUUGAGUGCUGGCUGCCCAGCCCCACCGGGGACAAGAAAAAAAUGAGGCUGUUCCAUGAGUCCGGUCUAGAGUCCCACUUAUCUGUUUGCUGUAUGAGUGCCCCUGCGUUCGCCCGACACGUGACAAAGGAAAAGUUGGAAGAUCAGGUGUUUGUGGCCUAUGUGAAACCGGUGAAUGAAGAGAGUAAGGGUGAAGACAAGACGCCGCCCCAAGUGGAGAACGUGCUGCGAGAGUUUGCUGAUGUCGGAGAAGCCCCAACUGGAGUAGUAGAGCGGGACGUCAAGCACCGGAUUGAAAUAGAGCCCAGUAGCAAGAUUCCCAGGGACCCAGUCUAUAGAAUGUCUCCCAAGGAACUGGAUGAACUGCGUAGGCAACUAGAUGAGCUGAUUGAGAAGGGGUGGAUAAAGCCCAGUUUGUCACCAUACGGUGCACCGGUUCUAUUCGUGCCGAAGAAAGAGGGUGAACUGCGGUUGUGCAUUGAUUAUCGGGGAUUGAAUGCUAUCACGGUCAAGAAUGCUGAACCGUUGCCCCGGAUUGAUGACCUCUUWGACAGGGUGCARGGAUGUAAGUAUUUCUCCAAGAUAGAUCUGAAGUCCGGGUACCACCAGGUUGAGGYACAGCCGGAGGACCAGCACAAGACGGCCUUUAGGACUCGCUAUGGUCACUACGAGUUUGUUGUGAUGCCGUUUGGGUUGACCAAUGCUCCUGCAACAUUCCAAAGAUGCAUGAAUGAUCUGUUUAGAGAUUGGUUGGAUAAGUUUGUUGUAGUUUAUUUAGAUGAUAUUCUGAUCUUUAGCAAGAGCUUGGAGGAGCAUCAGAAUCAUCUACGUCAGAUAUUGACCAAAUUGCGUGAGUCUAAUUUUAAGAUUAACCCGAAGAAGUAGUACUUUGAGCGAAACGGUGGGAAAGUGGCCCUUGUGGGACAUCCGAUUGUCGACACGGUGGACACCAAGUUGUCUCGAUCUGAGGCCAGGCGUAUGUUGGGUGUAGAUGAGAGUGCCGAUUUGAUCGCCUUGCUGCCUGCCUCCAGAUCACAGGAGAUGCGUCAUUUGUGGCCCAUAAUGGCCGCUGCUGCCGCCCGUCUGCAUGAUGCAGCUGACUUCUUGGCAACGGGAAGUGAACACGAGAAGAGGAGUACGAGACGACGGCGACGGCGACGACAAGACACGCCGGCCGUGAAGGACUGCGUGGUGUCGGGGCACCGAAGGUCGACUGCCGGGCUGGGGGCCGACGUGGGGCAGGGGAAUUUAGAAGCUGUAUUUCGUGGUGCUGAUCUUGCGAUAACUAAGUCGGGGAGUGUCAACUUAGAGCUUGCUCUAUACAAUGUACCUCAAGUUGUCAUGUACCGCAUCGAUCGGCCAACAUCGUGGAUUGCCAAACACGUGCUCAAGUUUAGUCCAAAGCACGUCUCUUUGGUCAAUGUCAUCAUGCAAGACCAAGCUUAAACUUUAAAGGUGUUAACAGCAAGGCUGUUUAGCUCGCCGUGCGGGCACCCAACUU
Molecule: messenger RNA, 12804 nt
Organism: Chara braunii
Lineage: Eukaryota; Viridiplantae; Streptophyta; Charophyceae; Charales; Characeae
Source: the annotation of a GenBank genome assembly